Molecule: messenger RNA, 1890 nt
Organism: Canis lupus familiaris (dog)
Lineage: Eukaryota; Metazoa; Chordata; Mammalia; Carnivora; Canidae
Gene: PDCD10
Product: programmed cell death 10
Exons: 8
Coding region: 274-912 (212 amino acids)
Biological process (GO): positive regulation of MAP kinase activity; regulation of Golgi organization
Cellular component (GO): Golgi apparatus; FAR/SIP/STRIPAK complex
Molecular function (GO): protein kinase binding
Source: RefSeq, a predicted model, not a curated record
ACUACAAGUCCCGAAAGGCCCCUGCGCGACUCCGGCCGGGCAGGAUUCCGGACAACGCCUGGUUCCUCUCGGGUCCUUCCGGCGUCGCCGGAGUGAAUUGAUCCGGGAGUUGAAGAGGGCUCCGAAGGUGGGAAGUGAAGUCAGUGCCUCAGUUGCCGAUCAGUAUAUAUUUUGUGCCGUAUUCUUUUAUCACAAAAAAAAGAAGAAAUACUGCAGUGAAUGAAGAUUCCUCUGCAUUUUAGCACUGCUUUUUCUACUGUAGUUGGCUUUUGAAUGAGGAUGACAAUGGAAGAGAUGAAGAAUGAAGCUGAGACCACUUCCAUGGUUUCUAUGCCCCUCUAUGCAGUCAUGUAUCCUGUGUUUAAUGAGCUAGAACGAGUAAACCUGUCUGCAGCUCAGACACUGAGAGCAGCUUUCAUUAAGGCUGAAAAAGAAAAUCCAGGACUCACACAAGACAUCAUCAUGAAAAUUUUAGAGAAAAAAAGUGUAGAAGUUAACUUCACAGAGUCCCUUCUUCGAAUGGCAGCUGAUGAUGUAGAAGAGUAUAUGAUUGAACGACCAGAACCAGAAUUCCAGGACCUAAAUGAAAAGGCACGAGCACUUAAACAAAUUCUCAGUAAGAUCCCGGAUGAGAUCAAUGACAGAGUGAGAUUCCUGCAGACAAUCAAGGAUAUAGCUAGUGCAAUAAAGGAACUUCUUGAUACAGUGAAUAAUGUCUUCAAGAAGUAUCAAUACCAGAACCGCAGGGCACUUGAACACCAAAAGAAAGAAUUUGUAAAGUAUUCCAAAAGUUUCAGUGAUACUCUGAAAACCUAUUUUAAAGAUGGCAAGGCAAUAAAUGUGUUCAUAAGUGCCAAUCGACUAAUUCAUCAAACCAACUUGAUACUUCAGACCUUCAAAACUGUGGCCUGAAAGUUGUAUAUGUUAAGAGAUGUACUUCUCAGUGGCAGUAUUGAACUGCCUUUAUCUGUAAAUUUUAAAGUUUGACUGUAUAAAUUAUCAGUCCCUCCUGAAGGGAUCUAAUCCAGGAUGUUGAAUGGGAUUAUUGCCAUCUUACACCAUAUUUUUGUAAAAUGUAGCUUAAUCAUAAUCUCACACUGAAGAUUUUGCAUCACUUUUGCUAUUAUCAUUCUUUUAAGAAUUAUAAGCCAAAAGAAUUUACGCCUUAAUGUGUCAUUAUAUAACAUUCCUUAAAAGAAUUGUAAAUAUUGGUGUUUGUUUGACAUUUUAACUUGAAAGCGAUAUGCUGCAAGAUAAUGUAUUUAACAAUAUUUGGUGGCAAAUAUUCAAUAAAUAGUUUACAUCUGUUAAACAUUUCUUUACUUGAAAAUACAUAUAUAUAUAUAUGGAUAUAUAUAUAUAUGAUCAGAAGACCAAGAUGACUUGGUGUAAUGUCUAAAGAACUUCUAAUGGGAGCUUACUAGCAGUUUAUCAGAUAAUAAAGCAACAAUUCUAUUUUUUGGUCCUUAAUCACUCUGGGCAAAAGGUAGUCAAUGGAAAUAUUUUUGUUAGUUAUUAUAUAUGAGGUACUGAAUAUUUUUGCAACCUGUUUUGAGAGACUUAUGAGAAGGAAAUGGCAACUUAUAGUGUCUUCACACUAUAAUGUCACUUCUUGAACUCUAUGACAAUGUAAAGUUAAGUUUUUCUGAUAUGCUGGGCCCUAAUAAGCUUUGUACCUUUUUUCCAAAAAUAGCCACAACUAAUAGUAAUUUGAAGUUUUAUCAAUGCUAGUUGGUUUGAAAUUGUCAUGAGUGUUAUAAAUGUUAUACACACUCUUUAAAUAUAUAGAGCUUUGUUUCACCAUAGAGAAGUUUUAAGGAAAUUAUGUAUCAAGUGAUCGUGUUAAGUGAUUUCAUUUUUCAAUUAUGAUAAAAUAAAGGGAAAAUCAGG